CGCUACAAAUACAAAUGCAUAUAUACUCAAAGCAGGAUAGCUAGAUGUAGUAGCCAGAGAGCUGCUAGCUUCCAUUCUCUUCUUCCUCUCCAUGGCUUUCUUGGUAGAAAAAUCAUGUGAUGACAUGGUAGUUCCUGUGAACUCUCAAAAGCCAAUUCCAGCUCCAUUCCUCACCAAAACCUACCAUCUUGUUGAUGAUCCAUGUACUGAUCACAUUGUCUCUUGGGGAGAAGAUAACAACACAUUUAUAGUAUGGAGACCUCCAGAUUUUGCAAAAGAUCUCCUUCCCAAAUACUUCAAACACAACAACUUCUCUAGCUUUGUUAGGCAGCUCAACACCUAUGGAUUCAGAAAGAUAGUUGCAGAAAGGUGGGAGUUUGCUAAUGAGUUCUUCAAAAAAGGAGAGAAGCAUCUUCUCUUAGAAAUUCACAGAAGGAAGAAUCAUCAUAUUCAUCAUCACCAUCAUCAACAACAACAUUGCUUUCAUUACUCGCAGCCAUCUUUCCAGUGUUACACAGAAGUCAUCGUCGAGCCGCCACCGCGGCUUUCGUCCACCCUCGACGACACCAGCUUCCUCUUGGCCCUCUCCGAGGACAACCUAAGGCUGAGAAGGAGGAACUCUCUCCUCUUAUCAGAGCUCAAUCAUUUAAAGAAGCUCUAUGAUGAUAUCAUUCACUACCUACAGCAACAUGUAAGCCCACUACACACAUACAGGCAUGGAAUGCUCAUAGAGAUGGCUACCACAGGACAGCCUCAGUGCUCAGUAACCAUUAGGGGGGAGGAGGAGGAGGGCCAUGACUGUACUGUUAAGCUCUUUGGUGUUCCAAUUUAUGACAAAGAGCUGUGAGGUAUUCAAAGCAGGUGGUUGAUAGAGUGAAG
Messenger RNA from Dendrobium catenatum, 879 nucleotides. Its product is annotated as heat stress transcription factor B-4b-like. The record is from RefSeq and is a predicted model, not a curated record. Lineage: Eukaryota; Viridiplantae; Streptophyta; Magnoliopsida; Asparagales; Orchidaceae. Gene Ontology annotation, molecular function: DNA-binding transcription factor activity; RNA polymerase II cis-regulatory region sequence-specific DNA binding. Gene Ontology annotation, biological process: regulation of transcription by RNA polymerase II. The transcript is spliced from 3 exons. Gene Ontology annotation, cellular component: nucleus. The coding region runs from base 92 to 847 and encodes 251 amino acids.